This is a messenger RNA of Arachis duranensis, 4266 nucleotides long. RefSeq lists its product as uncharacterized. The record is from RefSeq and is a predicted model, not a curated record. NCBI's taxonomy places the organism in Eukaryota, Viridiplantae, Streptophyta, Magnoliopsida, Fabales, Fabaceae. The transcript is spliced from 27 exons. Gene Ontology annotation, cellular component: mitochondrial outer membrane. The coding region runs from base 171 to 4019 and encodes 1282 amino acids. Gene Ontology annotation, molecular function: ATP binding; ATP hydrolysis activity; protein binding.
AAGCUUGAUAAGGGGAUCUGCUACAAUUAUUCAGAGACAGAGUCACAAACCUCUUUCGUUCUUUCUCUCUCCGAUUCUCUUUUCAUUCGGCGAACUCUGUUCGGAUCAGAGAAACCAACAGAAGGGAAUCUCCGACAGCCGCCGUCACCGUCACCGUCACCGUCGUAAUCAUGGUCGAAACCAGACGCAGCUCUUCCGUUUCGUCUUCUUCCUCCAAGCGCUCUCUUCCUUCGCCUUCUUCUCCCAACGCUAAACGAUCAAAGGUGACCCAGGACGCCGCAUCAGUUGUUCUUCCCUCUGAGGAGAUUCUCGAUGCUGCCAACGAAUCUGGGAAUGGAUCUGGUGACUCGGACCUACGUUCCUCUGAUCUGCAAGAUACGAGUUCGUUGAAGGAGGUUGUGAACGUUUGCGAUGCAGACAAGUCUCCUUCUCCGCCCGUUGAAGAGGUGGUCAUCGCCUUGCCGGAGUCUUUGGACGCCAAAGAAGCCGACAAGACCGAGGUGGCUGGCGCCGCCGCCGCUGCCGUAGACGAGCUUCCUCGUUCAAAGAAACGCUCCGCUAAUUCUGCCAUGGCAGGACCGAAGGUCACUUGGGGGAUGCUUAUCUCUCAGUGCUCAGAGAAUCCUCAUCUCACCUUGUGUGAACCUCUGUUCACUGUGGGUCAAGGCCGUCAGUGCCAUUUGUGGCUUAAAGAUCCAGCUGUUAGUAAUGUUUUGUGCAAGUUGAGCCACAUUGAGCAUGGUGGUUCAUCUUUUGCGUUACUAGAAAUCACAGGGAGUAAAGGUACUGUUCAAGUUAAUGGCAAGAUGUAUCGAAAGAAUGCCCGAGUGGUUUUGAGCGGAGGUGAUGAGGUGGUCUUCAACAUUUAUGGCAAGCAUGCUUAUGUGAUAUAUAUAUGUCAGCAGCUCACCAAUAUUAAUGCUACUACUGGUGUGCCUUCUCUGAGUAUUUUAGAAGCCCAAAGUGAUCUAAUAAGAGGAAUGCAGAUUGAAGCUAGAUCUAGUGACCCUUCAACUGUUGAUGGAGCAUCGAUGUUGGCCUCUUUGUCUAAUGUUCACAAAGAUAUAUCAAUCAUCACACCUUCUGGUAAAACUUGCAAUAAUGUCCAACAAACUGCUGGAGUUUCAUCAUUAUCUCCUGGCAAUGAGGAUGGCAUUCCAGAUAAUACAGUGAAGGAUGGUACUAGCAUUAAUGAACCAGCAGGAGUUUUUUCCGCUGAGAAAACUGUUCCUGCAUCCUCUACAACUGUUGAGAAAAAUUCUAAUGUUGAUAGCAUGGCAAGUUCUACUCUGAAUGCAGAUGUUGGGAAGACAAGUGCGGGUAGUGAUCAAUUACGACCAUUACUGCGGAUGUUUGCUGCCCCUUGUCCUGAAUUAGAUAAUAUUUACAAGAUAUCUGAAGAGAAGAGUGAGUUAAGAGAACUACUUCUUAAGUAUCUUGAUUCCCCGACAGUAUUGGCAUCUUCUAAGCAGCAAGCACUUAAGGACAGUUUGAAACAAGGAAUUCUUAGUCAUGAAGAUAUUGAUGUGUCUUUUGAAACUUUCCCAUAUUAUCUAAGUGAUACGACAAAGAAUGUUUUGAUUGCUUCUACUUAUAUGCAUCUGAAAAGCAAAGGCUUUGGAAAAUAUGCUUCAAACCUCUCUUCAGUGUCCCCACGGAUAUUAUUAUCUGGUCCCGCAGGCUCCGAAAUAUACCAGGAAACUUUGUCCAAGGCACUUGCUAAGCAUUUUUCUGCCAGCCUACUAAUUGUGGAUUCUCUUUUGCUAUCUGGUGGCACAUCAUUAACAGAAGUGCACAAUGCUAAAGAAAGUGCAAAGCCUGAAAGAACACCUGCAGUUGCUAAGAGAAGUACUCAGGUUUCCACAUCACAGCACAAGAAAUCAGUCUCUAAACUAGUCUCUAGUGUUGAUGGGCAAAUUAUUGGUGGAUCCACAUUCUGUUCUCCAGGGUGGGUGAAACUAGAGACUAAUGUCGGGUCAUCAAAAGCCACUAUUCUUAAAAAUGGUGAUCGAGUAAAAUUUAUUGGUCACAUUCAUUCACCCUCAUCGCCACAAACUAGCAUAGUGGAUGUAGUGUACUUUGUGAAAGAAUUGUGUUUAUGGCUUCUUUCUUGUGCUCUGGCCAUGGAUAUGUUUCAUGCUUUCAUUGUAGUUUCCAUUUAUGCUUUGCAGAGAGACUAUUUUCUGUUUACAUUGCUAAUGAAACUUCUAUUUGUGUCAAUUCCCUAUAUUCUAAAAGAAAUUUUGCUAUGCAAUAAUGUAUAUGUACGCCUUGAGGGAGAAGGGGCUAAUCAGUUACUGCGGGAUGGUUCUGGAGGAGAUGACUUUGACAAGAUCGCAGUUAAUGAUAUUUUUGAGGUUGUCUCCAAUCAGAGUAAAAGUGCUGCACUAGUUGUUUUCAUUAAAGAUAUUGAGAAGGCGAUCAUUGGUAAUUCAGACAUUUUGAAGAGUAAACUUGAAAGCUUACCACAAAAUGUUGUUGUAAUUGGCUCACAUACUCAGCUCGAUAGUCGAAAGGACAAGACCACACAUGCUGGCAUUCUGUUAACAAAGCUUGGGGGCAAUCCAGCAGCAUUACUUGAUCUUUCUUUCCCGGAUAAGUUCACUAGAUUGCUUGAUAGGAGCAAAGAAAGUCCCAAAGCAGUAAAGCAACUUACUCGCCUUUUUCCGAAUAGGGUGCCAAUACAACUUCCUGAGGAUGAGCUUUUGCUUUCUGAUUGGAAGCAGCAGUUGGAACGAGAUAUUGAGACUAUGAAGGCUCAAUCCAAUACUGUCAGCAUUCGAACAGUUCUCAACCGAAUUGGACUGGAAUGUCCUGAACUUGAGACACUCUGCAUCAAAGAUCAAGCUCUAACAGCAGAAAGUGUGGAAAAAAUCAUUGGCUGGGCUAUAAGUCACCAUUUUAUGCAUUCGGCUGAGGGUUCUGUCAAAGACUGUAAGCUUGUGAUAUCUGCAGAAAGCCUUAAGUAUGGGCUGAACAUUCUACAGGGCAUUGAAGGUGAAAAUAAGAAUUCAAAGAAAUCGCUUAAGGAUGUGGUUACUGAGAAUGAAUUUGAGAAAAAACUGCUUGCUGAUGUGAUUCCUCCAAGUGAUAUUGGGGUCACUUUUGAUGAUAUUGGGGCUUUAGAAAACGUGAAGGACACCUUGAAGGAGUUGGUCAUGCUUCCUCUACAGAGACCUGAACUCUUUAGCAAAGGACAGUUGGCUAAGCCCUGCAAGGGAAUACUGCUCUUUGGCCCCCCUGGUACUGGAAAGACAAUGCUUGCGAAGGCUGUAGCAACCGAGGCUGGAGCCAACUUUAUUAACAUUUCAAUGUCUAGCAUUACUUCAAAGUGGUUUGGGGAAGGAGAAAAAUAUGUCAAAGCUGUCUUUUCUCUAGCCAGCAAGAUUGCCCCAAGUGUUAUUUUUGUCGAUGAGGUCGACAGUAUGUUAGGAAGACGUGAAACUCCUGGCGAACAUGAGACUAUGCGUAAAAUGAAGAAUGAGUUCAUGAUGAAUUGGGAUGGUCUGCGAACAAAAGAUAAAGAGCGUGUACUUGUUCUCGCUGCUACAAAUAGGCCCUUUGAUCUUGAUGAGGCUGUUAUUAGGAGGCUUCCAAGAAGAUUUAUGGUUAAUUUGCCAGAUGCUCCAAACAGGGAAAAAAUUCUGAGAGUCAUCUUAGCAAAAGAAGAUUUGGCACCGGAUGUUCAUUUGGAAGAAAUAGCAAAUAUGACUGAUGGAUAUUCGGGGAGUGACCUAAAGAAUCUCUGUGUAACAGCAGCUUAUUGCCCAAUAAGAGAGAUCUUGGAAAAGGAAAAGGAAGAGAGAAGUGUAGCAUUGGCCGAGAACAGACCUUUACCUGGAUUAUGUAGCAGUGCUGAUGUCCGUUCCUUAAAGAUGGAUGAUUUGAGAUAUGCACAAGAGCAGGUGUGUGCGAGCUUCUCGUCAGAUUCGUUGAAUAUGAACGAGCUACUUCAAUGGAACGACCUUUAUGGAGAAGGUGGAUCAAGGAGAACGAGAUCUUUGAGCUAUUUCAUGUAAAGGCAGAGAAAGAAAGAAAAUCUGCUUCUUCUCCUUAAGUGUAUAGCAUUUCUUGGUUAGACAUUAUUACUCUUCUAUCACCCAAGUGGUGCCAACAAGAUCAGCCACCACUGGGCACCUUUGUAUCAUAGGCUCAUAGGUUUUCCCUUUUAUUUUACUCUCACCAAAUUUUUCAUAAAAUGGUAGUAGAUUUGUUAAAUAUUGUCCGGCAAUUAAGAAAAAGAAGCAUAAUUUUUUAGGGUCCUUA